Molecule: messenger RNA, 609 nt
Organism: Solenopsis invicta (red fire ant)
Lineage: Eukaryota; Metazoa; Arthropoda; Insecta; Hymenoptera; Formicidae
Source: RefSeq, a predicted model, not a curated record
AUGACGGAAAAAAUUGAUUGCACGAAUCUCCAACGAGAGAUAGAAAAAAUAAAUCUUUCUGUUUUAUUUACACCUAGUGAAGAUUUAGAAUCUAUAAAAUUAUAUGAUAGGACUGUAGAAGUAACUGGAUACAUUGAUGGAAUUGACUCGCCACGUAUUGUUGGCGAUCAAAAACAAUAUAAUGUAUUUAAAUUAAAUAAUGACGAUGGAAAAAGAAUAUAAAUUUUGUGUUGGAACGACAAAAUUGAACGGGUCUUAUCUCAUGUGAAUCCGAAUAACAUCAUUCACUUGGAUGGUGCUCAGUCGAGACCACCAAGAAAUCCUAGUUAUAAUAAUGGGAAUGUUCCGUAUGAAUUAUUAAUCCACUCAAAUACUAUAAUUGAAAAUGUGGGUAAAUAUGAACCUAAAAAUACGUUCAGUGAACCGAUUCCAACAAAAAUAAUUGAUAUUGCCAAUGCUACUGAUCGCAUCAAAACUGUUGCUGACAAGAACGUACUGAUAAAAGAAUACCCCCUUGUGUUGCUUUGCUGCAACUAUGAGAAUAUUUGUGGCAAGUUGACAAUAACUUGCAAUUAUUUGGCUAUCUGGGAUACAACUUACAUUAUAUAA